AUGCGUGCCUCGUUGGGACUCUUUCUAGUGGGCACAGUAACUGCCGAUCUGUUUGGCGGCGCCAACGAGCCGGUGGCGCCUGGUGACAACGUUCAGUCGGUUGUUGGGACGGGGUCCGUGCAGAAUCCAGGUGUGGAUGCUGCAGCCGUUGGAGCGGCGAGUGCGGAUGGCGCAGAAGUGGCUGCAGACAUUGCGGGUGGCGCUGGGAACGUCCUCAAUGGCGAUGCAGCGGUGGCUGGAGGGGCUUCAAGUCUGGCGCUGCCGGUUGCGAACGGCAACAGCUUUGCUGGCCUCGCUGCUCCUGCAGCGGAUCCGGUACCCGGGGCGGAUCCGGCGGCAGCAGUCGGCGCUCCCGUCGCGAGUGGCGAACUCGCGAGUGUCACAAUCCAGGAUGGCGCGGCACAGAUGGUCGGCGCGGCGGGAGGCACUAACGAGGGUGCGGGUACUGACCAUGAGGCUGGUAUAUUUGAUCGUUUGUUUGGUGACAGCGAGACGGAAGACAAGGACACUGUAAUGGCGAAUGAAACUUUGCCGUUGGAUGCGGAGGCUGCGGGUGGUUUGGGUGCAUUCAUCCAAGAUUUUGCGAAGGAGUUGGGCCCCAACGCGACCGAGGGAGGUAAUGACCUGCUCCGGGUAGCUCCGAUGGGCAUUUUGGAGAGUGAUCUUCCCGUUGAACCGAGCGCCCAAAGCGAGGCCCAAAGCGAGUACCAGAGCGAGGCCCAGGGCGACGCUGGCCAAAGCGAAGCCCAGGGUGACUCAGACGCCAUUCACUCGAAGAUUGCUGAGUCCAGCGACCAUACCGGCUCCACCAUCGGCACCGUGGCAGCCGCCGGUGGCGUAGUCAUGGCCGGCGCAGGCGCCUUCGGCAUCUGGGCCAGAAAGAGAAGCGCCCGGAGACAUACCGAACUCAGCAGGUUCGGAUCACCGAGUCGGAGCAACAACGAGCUGCCCCGACGUUUUUUGCCUGUUUAA
Molecule: messenger RNA, 972 nt
Organism: Gregarina niphandrodes
Lineage: Eukaryota; Apicomplexa; Conoidasida; Eugregarinorida; Gregarinidae
Product: putative transmembrane protein
Exons: 2
Coding region: 1-972 (323 amino acids)
Source: RefSeq, a predicted model, not a curated record